ACCAGCUUCUCGUAUUUUUAUACGGUCAGUGAGAGGAAAGUCUUUACUGCCAAAAACGUCUGACCCCUUUAUUUUAUAUCCAUUAUGUAGUACUGAGUCCCUUACAUUGAGAGAUUGAGAUACUAAUUUUAGAAGCAAAGUUUGAUUCUGUUUUCAAGUUUAUUUGACUACUUAGUCACAAAACUUUUAUCAAGAUGACUCCAAAGAUUUCCUGAUCUGGUUCGGGUUCUGAGUCCUCACUUUCCUUGAAUCGAUAAAAGACAUGACCCGUCAAUUUGACUAGCAUUCAAUUUAUCAGCUACUGUUUGUUGGACUGACUGUUCUUUGCCAACAUAGUGUCGUUUCAGUUUAUUGAUUUAUUCCUUUUCAUUAGCUCUCAUUGGAGUAGCGAUCACAGUCGCGCUACAUACCGUAAGAUCCUGGAGGAUUGUCGAGGACCUGGGUGGUUAGGUUGUUGCUUUUCCAGCUAUAAACAGACCUGGGGCGAGAGACAGAAGAAACACUCUUCCUUGAGCUUAUAUUUCUAACAGACUUCUUCGAUAUAGGUGCGUUCUCCUCUGGUCCAUGUAAGUCACCCGUCUCGGAGCUUAUUUGAGGUAACAUUACGUAAAUUUGUGUAGUGAUUGAGUGGGUGCCACUUAAUGUGUCUCGAUUACGUUUGCUUUACUAAACGGUUUGAAAGUCGCGAGCGUUAGAUUCGUGAAAACGUCGUGGUACCAUCUUUUGCACUGAUCGCACCUUGACUUAUCAAAAGCUUUUGAUAAGGUCAGCCAUAUAUGUCCUGUCAAUAAGCUCAAACGAUUAGAUAUCAAGUCACGUUUAUUUGAUUGGCUCACUUCAUAUCUAAAAAUCGACAUUUUAACGUCAGGGUUAACCUUUACCCAUCAAAGCUCAGGCGUAUAAGAGGUGACGUUGUAAUGACAGCAUCCUAAAUACUUCUGGACAUCCUUUUAAACACCUAAAGUUUAGUUCCAACACAAACAUAAGGGGUAACAUUCAGGAACUGGAGACAACACAACAGAACGAAUUGUAGAUACACCUUCUACUCCCUUAGAGUAGUCGAAUGCUGGAACUCGCUAACGACUCAGCUAGUCCAAGCGACUUCCCGAGAGUCCUUUAAGAGGAAACGUAAAAUAUUCUUAAGGAUUAAAGUUAGUAUCUUACUAUGAUAUACCAAUUUCUUUUUCCUCUUAUCGGUAAUAUACCUAGGUUACUGUCUGGAGGUAUCGGUGAUGCACCGCUACUAGAUACAAAAGCUCGUUAAGCGAAAGCUUCUUCUAUUCCAUUCUAAACCAUUUGAACCAUCUCCUACCACUUUCACCAGUAUACCAAUAAACUGGGCGUUGGCAACUACUUUUUUGUAUUGUCCGGUCAUUAAUCAUAGGUUUUCAUAAGAAACUAGACAUAAUAUUCAGAGACAAAAAUAUGAUCAGAAAAGAAGUAUAAGACUGAAAACUGUUAGAUCCGAAAGUGUAAACAAAUUCAAGAAAACCAAUGUACUCGAAAGGUACAAACAGUAAGUUAUUUUUGAGAAAAUCGAAACUUGUAACGAUUACUUUGACUGGAAUACACGCAACAAGAAUGAAAACAGUAGUCUUGAUGUGUAAUAAACGAUUACAGCAAUAAAAUUAACUCAUCGAGACAAAAUACCACUGUCCUUUUAAAUGGCGCGCGUUGAUGAUCUCUAGUCUAUACUAGUUAAGAGGAACUUUGUUAUAUAUAUUUUGAAAUAGAGUUUGAAUGUCACUUGAACUUCUGUUGAUCUUCCGAAAAGUUCUGACUCGAAGUUUGUGCAAUCUAUCAAUGUCUUUUUGUAGAAUAUCUUGAUUCUGAUGGUCAGGUUGAAUAGUGUGAUUUCUUCGGUUUUGAUUUUAGAAUCCAAUCUCUAUAAUGUCUAGGGGAAUAACAUUGUAUGGCCAACAAAUUGCCCAAGCUGUUGGUCAAAAAAUUAGAUCAGAUGUGGCUUAUUUAAAAUCAAACUUCAACAUUUCUCCCAAAUUAGUCGUUAUUGAAGUUGGUAAUCUACCUCAGUCAAAGUUAUACAUAAAGCAAAAAUCCAAAUUUGCGAAAAAAUAUGGCGUACUUUUGUCUCACAUGCAAUUUCCAUCACAUAUACCUGAGUCAGUGCUUUUAGAUUACGUUUAUAAGUUAAAUUCUGAUUCAUCAGUGCACGGUAUCACUUUACAAUUACCGUUUGAUUCCGAUUCAAAUAUUAAUGUUACUAAUUCACUGAAUGCUGUUGCUACUCUCAAGGAUGUUGAAGGUCUAAAUCCUUAUAAUACAGCUGUAUUAAGUCGUGGGGAUAUACUAUGUCCUCACUGUGAAAACGUAAAACAACAGCAUGUUCAUAUACCUUGUACAGCAGCCGCUUGCUAUGCUUUUAUUCGUCAUGUUAAUUUUCCUAUAAUUGGUUCACGCUGUGUAAUCAUUGGUGGUGGUCGUCUUGUUGGAGCACCCACAGCGGACUUGUUGUCACGAUCGUGCGGUGCAACAGUUAUACAAUGUCAUAUACAGUCAAAUAAUAUUAACGAAGAAAUUAAGCGAGGUGAUGUUGUCAUCUCGGCAGUUGGACAUCCAAAAUUAAUAAAGGGUGAAUGGAUUAGACCAGGAGCAUUGGUAAUUGAUUGCGGCUAUUCUGUUCAGAAUGAUCCUCAAAAUCCAAACAAAUCACGAUGUGUCGGUGAUGUAGAAUUUGAAGCAGCUAUAGAAAACGCGAAGUGGAUUACACCAGUUCCAGGUGGUGUUGGUCCAGUUUCAAUCGCUAUGUUAUUUCGUAAUACUGUAAAUAGUGCUAAAUGGUCUGUAGGAUUAAAUAAUUCCAUAUGUUCUUGUCAAAAUUAUUGUGAAAAUGAUAUCCUAUCUAAAGAGUAUGUUGAUAGAAAAGUGUCUACAUAAAAAAGAUGAUAGCUGUCUUAGUUAAUCUAAUCAAUGGAUAUUGUUUUUUAUUUAAAUAUAUUCUGUACUUAUUCAAUUAUCUUGAACAGAUUCUAA
Messenger RNA from Schistosoma spindalis, 2991 nucleotides. The record is from the annotation of a GenBank genome assembly. Lineage: Eukaryota; Metazoa; Platyhelminthes; Trematoda; Strigeidida; Schistosomatidae.